GAUGCGUGUAGUCCACUGGAAGAAGAGGGAGAACGGAAAUGACGCGAUUCUCAGAGUCCCCCGUUUAAUGUUUGAGGGAUUAUCAAGCAGAGAUCAACUGCUGCUGCAGGAGAAAUCUCAGAGGUUAAGAAAUGAUCGUCCAGUAUGAGGAGGGACCGACGGUCAGCGCAGACUGCGGGAUAUGAGCCGGAGACCUCAGAUAAAGACACACAAUCGAUCUCCCACAGCAACAUGAAGAGUAAGGAAGAGGAGGGUCUGGAUGACCAAGAGGUCUGUAACCAGGAGAGGAACUCCAGUCUGGACCAGGAGGACUCAGAACCUCCACAGAUUAAGGAGGAACAGGAGGAACUCUGCAUCAGUCAUGAGGGAGAGCAGCUUGUACUGAAACAGGAGACUGAAGGCAUCAUCGUCUGGACCAGGGAAGAUUGUCUCAAACUGCUGGAUACCAUCUGGAAAUCUGAAAUAAAGCCACAUGGCAUAGAUCUUCCCCAGCAAAUUGACUGUAAGGAAGAGGAGGUUCUCACAGAUGAACAGGACUGUAAUGAGGAGAAGAAGUUCAGUCUGGACCAGGAGCACCCAGAUCCCCCACAGUUUAAAGAGGAACAGGAAGACCUUUACACCAGUCAGAAGGGAGAACAGCUUCUAUUGAAGCAGGAGACGGAGACCUUUAUGGUGACUCCUACUAAUGAGCAAAAUAACCACAGUGAACCAGAACCAAAGAGGGACCAACUCCUUUCUCACAACUCUUCUGAAUCAGAGAGCCAAGACAGCCCAUUGAAGACAGGCAGAAAAGCAGAGUGGAGAAAGAUGUACCAAAAGGCCUCAGGUCAGUAUUGAACCCGGGCACCUGUGUUCAAUCUUGCAGCAUAUGGUCAUGUUAGCAACAUGUGAGCUAAACCAACACCCAAGAACCCAGUAGUUUAUUCAAAUUAUUGGUUUAUUCUUAUUAUAUAGGUGAAACCCUGAUUGUUAAUGUAUCUGAACCGAUAUUUUCCAGUUGCUCUAAUGCUGUACAGCUGACAAAGAUCAAUUGUAAAUGGAGUGUCUCAACUUUUCUUCACUAAACAGCUUUGUUACAGGAAAAACUAUUUUUUCAGCCAAAAUCUGUAUCAUUCAACAAAGAGUUAUUACUAUACAGGAUUUAAUGCUGGAAAGUGAUGUAAAUAAGACCAAUAAUAUGUUAUAUAAACUUGAGGUCACUUUUUGUGUUAUGUUGACUUUCAUGAAGGUUAAACUUUAGUAUAUGCCUCUCCUGUUCAUCAUUUA
Molecule: messenger RNA, 1266 nt
Organism: Archocentrus centrarchus (flier cichlid)
Lineage: Eukaryota; Metazoa; Chordata; Actinopteri; Cichliformes; Cichlidae
Exons: 4
Coding region: 145-837 (230 amino acids)
Source: RefSeq, a predicted model, not a curated record